AAAGUGCCAGCUCGUUCGAGCAGCAUCAUCAAACUCUUUCUUUUCGUGUUCACUGCAAGUACAACGCAACGGUAUUAGCGCAAAAAUGUUAAACAUAUACAAAUUGUUCGUGGUGCUCGCUGCGCUGCUCAGCCUUACUGCCGCACGCCCCAGCAUCUUGGCGCCUGUUAUCGUUCCAGCUGCAGUCUCUCAUCAGAGCGUCACCCAGAUACAUGCACAUCAUCCAGUGCUCGUAGCUACGCCUAUUGUGACUGCAAUACAUCCCAUUGUUACACAUCCCAUCAUUCAUCACCCGGAGCACAUUGUUAUUGGUUAGAGUGUUGUUGUUGUUAACAACAAGAACUACCUAUAAUGACAGCCAUGAUAAACCUGCGACUGGACUUUUCUAUAAAGUGAAUACUCAGCACCUGUCACAAUAUUACACCACCGCCUACACAUAUACACAUAUACACACAUACACGCGCAUAGUUGCACUAUCAUCGCUUACAUAUUCAUAAAUCUACGUAUUUAUGUUUGGUAUUUGUAUGAAGAGCCCUGCAAUAUGUUUCUCUUUGACUAAGCGCUCGUUGCGUUGCAGUGCAUUUAAUUUUUAUUUUUAUUUUUUUUUUGUUCUAUGGUUUUUAUUUUACUUUGAUUUUUUGUUUGUUAUCCAAUCUAAUUUAAACAAUUGCAAUAAAAUGCACAGCAAAUAUGAAAUGAAAAUCCAGA
Messenger RNA from Anastrepha obliqua, 708 nucleotides. RefSeq lists its product as uncharacterized. Lineage: Eukaryota; Metazoa; Arthropoda; Insecta; Diptera; Tephritidae. The record is from RefSeq and is a predicted model, not a curated record. The transcript has 2 exons. Bases 86 to 316 code for a protein of 76 amino acids.